AUGUUUUUUCCGUCCACGUCAUUUCCUUCUAGAAUUCUUCCUUCUUCUUCAGUUAUGAUGCUUCAUGAGCAAGCUACUCUUGCAGUUUCUUCUUUACCUUCUAGUUUUACUGCUCAUUGUUUUCCUACCUCAGUUCUUCUGCAAGAGCAUGGCGAAGAAUAUAGGCCAAUACUUCAUAUGCAUAAAGAAGACAAGACACCCCAGGUUCAGGCAGCCUUAAAUACAAGGGCAAUGGAUGUGAUGUUAGUUCCAGAGAAAAACAAUGUUGGCGAUGUUGAUGAGUCGGCAGAUAACUCUAUGCGGGAAUUGCAUCUUCGGUGUCAUUUACAGAACUUAUUGGCUUCUUCGACGGAAGAGGAUUUUGUUUUUUCUUCUUCUUCUUCUUCUUCAACUAUGCAGCCUGCUGAUGAUUUCCAAUGGAAUGCACUUUCUCUUGCCAAGCAAGCCCUAUCAGCCUCAAAACAGGCCGCUGUAGUGGCUGAAGAGUUGAAAUUGAUUAAAAUUGACGAUGGUAAUGAUUCAUCACCUCUCGGUUUGGCUGACUCUUCAAUUGGAAAGAAUAAAAUCGUGAAGUCAACACGGCUUAAAGAAAGGCAAUCUAUACAGAGAAAAGUCUCAAACUCAAAAAUUCUGGACGAAGAAAGGUUCCUUACAAAAAAAUCUGAUGCACAGAGAAGGUUACAAGUAGAGAAAAAGUUAAAAGGGCUUGGAGGAAAUGAUGCUUUGCGCUUGUUCUUAUGGAGUCCUGAAACAAAGCAACGUUUGAACCUUGAAGAAGAGUCUCAAUUGAUUGCUCAGAUACAGGAUUUAUUUAAAUUGAAAGAAACAAAGAUCAAGCUUCAGUCUCAGUUUGGGAGAGAACCAACUUUGUACGAAUGGGCAGACUGUGUAGGCCUAAGCUGCCGUGUCCUUCAGGCACGGCUUCGAUCUGGUAAUAAAAGCAAAGAUAAGCUGAUUCAUGCCAACUUACGCCUGGUAGUUCACGUUGCUAAAUAUUAUCUGAAGCGUGGUCUCAACUUUCAGGACUUAUUGCAGGAGGGAAGUAUGGGCCUUAUGAGGAGUGUCGAAAAGUUCAAACCCCGACCUGGUUGCCGGUUCAGUACUUAUGCUUACUGGUGGAUAAGGCAAACAAUAAGGACGGCCAUAUAUCUGCAUUCCAAAACAGUUCGUCUUCCGGAGACUUUUUACAUCCUUUUGGGUAAAAUCGCGAAAGCAAAGAAAUCGUACAUUAAAGAAGGAAACCUUAACCCUACCAAAGAAGAAAUAGCAAGCCGAGUAGAAAUCACAGUAGAUAAGUUGGAAAUGUUGCUAUUUUCUACAAGAACUCCGCUUUCGAUAGAGCGAGCUGUUUGGUCCGACCAGAACACAACUUUCCAGGAGAUUACUGCAGACUCUUCAAUUGAGAUCCCAAGCGUAAGUGUUGCAAAACAACUAAUGAGGAGCCAUGUACGCAGCAUCCUAAACACAUUAAGCCCAAAGGAAAGAAUGGUAAUCAGAUUGAGAUUUGGUAUUGAAGAUGGCUAUGAGAAAUCUCUGUCAGAAAUUGGCAAGGUGUUGGGUGUGUCUAAGGAAACGGUCAGACAGAUAGAGAGCAAAGGAUUGGACAAGUUCAAGCACUGCCUUGUUGAUCAACAGCUUGAUAUGUAG
Molecule: messenger RNA, 1647 nt
Organism: Vicia faba (fava bean)
Lineage: Eukaryota; Viridiplantae; Streptophyta; Magnoliopsida; Fabales; Fabaceae
Source: the annotation of a GenBank genome assembly